Molecule: messenger RNA, 372 nt
Organism: Molossus molossus (Pallas's mastiff bat)
Lineage: Eukaryota; Metazoa; Chordata; Mammalia; Chiroptera; Molossidae
Gene: S100G
Product: S100 calcium binding protein G
Cellular component (GO): cytoplasm
Molecular function (GO): transition metal ion binding; calcium ion binding
Source: RefSeq, a predicted model, not a curated record
AUGAAAGGAAAAUUUCAUCAUCAGGGUGGUGUGUCCGUCUGUACAGACUAUAAAAGUCGCCAUCUGCUCAGCUCUCUACACUCCUGUUUUACUCUCUCAGCUGCCUUGCUGUUUGGUGACCAGGACACUAAAAUGAGUGCAAAACUGUCUUCUAAAGAACUGAAGAGCAUUUUUGAAAAAUACGCAGCUAAAGAAGGUGAUCCAAACCAGCUGUCAAAGGAGGAGCUGAGGCUGUUGAUUCAGAAUGAAUUCCCCAGUUUACUAAAAGAUCAAAACACCCUGGAGGACCUCUUCAAAGAAUUGGAUGAGAAUGGAGACGGAGAAGUUAGUUUUGAAGAAUUCCAGGGGUUACUGAAAAAGAUAGCCCAGUGA